AUCAUAUUUUAUAUUUCAUAAUUAAUUAACCUGACUCAUAUUUUAUAUUUCAUGAUUAAUUAACCCGACUCAUAUUUUAUGGGCCCUCUAAGUAUUGUAGGUACGUUAUUUCAGCAGCAGAGCGCGCUGUUUCAUAACACCUUACUUCACACUAAAGUCCACAAAAAUGUCUUUGUGCGUGUGUUCUGUCCCAUAGACACUGACACUUUUCUUAAUAAAUGUGUUUCUUGUGAACUUCGCCAACCUGACACGUAUUUUAAAUUCUAUUUGUCCCGAGCAAGUGUUCUGAGCCAAUCAUUCAGUCUCUAAUUCGUAUCCUGAACGUUUUCCAAACAGACGCCGUAACGCCGUCAAGUAUUCCUUUGCUAAUCGGCAGUCCCAAGAAGUUCUGCCGCUGCCUACAUUCUUUAAAAGGCUCUCGGUAGUAGCCUACAUACCUUUUGUCAUAUACAUGAAGAAAUGGCCAUUGUGUCGUGAACAUAAAUGAAAAUGUAGUCUUUUAUCGUGCUUUGUAGAUUAGUAGCUGUAAAGACUCUACUGGCCAGGAAUAGGUUUACCUGAGCAGUCGCUUACCUGUGGUGACGUAAACUCGCAUAGAUUGGAGAUCUCGGGCGUUGAGUCGGGGGAGGAAGUUGUGAAAUAGCCUACACAUUUUGUUUGACAGAAGAGACGAACUCUUGCAGGACACAACUACGUGAAAAACAUUGCGAAUAUGUUAUCGCCAUUGGGUUGUUGUUACUAAAAGCCAGAUGAGAUCCCUUGUUAGGGCUGUCCUGCUGUUGUGGAUGGUGAAUAUUUGCGGUGGUCUGUGCUGCGUGGGAUAGACCUGCCCUUUCCUCCACAAAUCUGUCUCAACACGCAGAGCCUGCAGAGUUGCCCCUCUAGCCUGCGCAGCGCGACGCGAAGCAUCCCGCUCCAGUAGAACCACAAGCGCAGCGCGACGCGGAGCAUCCCGCGCCAGUAGACCACAAGCGCAGCGCGACGCGACGCGGAGCAUCCCGCUCCAGUAGAACCAGGUCACUGCUCUAGCCGAGGCCGCAAGAAUCAGCCUGGCCCAGCCAAGCUUUUCCACUGGCCUGGGGGUCGAGGAGCAGGAAGCACCUGAACAGGACAGGACAGGACAGGACAGGACAGGAUAGGACAGCAGAACCCAGGGAAGCUCCAGAAUACUUCCACACCAGAACCAGUAGAACAGGGAUCAUCCACCAGAGAACUCAGACAGGAUAGUGCUAAGGAGAACCUUGCCCACGUAGAUUCAGGUCGGGCUCAGAGUGCAUGCAGAGCAGAUCCGGAGAAGAACCCUCAUCAGAACCAGGAACCUAGAACCUAGAGAGAUCUCUUGUUGGGCUUGAGUGGAUUCUCUGCAGUCCUAGAGUGGAACCCAGUACUAAACCUCAGGCCGGAUUCUAGCAGAACCGAACCAUGUCCAACAGGCUCUCUGACGGUUCCGUGGGGGACAAGGCCCCCAUACCGCUGGAGCAACGCUUCAGCUCUGACCUGCAGCUGGACACACACACACCCCCUCGCGCUGACCUGCAGCUAGACACACACACACACCCUGGCUCUGACCUGCAGCUGGACACACACACACCCCCUGGCGCUGGAUCGGCGGAGGACUGUCAGGACAGUGGGGGCGUGGGCAGGCGGGCGGUUCUGAGCCCGACGAGUAAAGUGGCAAAGAAGCUGGGCACCACGCUGGGCACCACCACGCAGCUCAUCCCCAAGAGCCUGGCGAAAGGCCGGCCCAAGGCACGCCACCACACCACGGUGGUGACGCUGCCCGUGGGUCUGCCCAACGCGCUGGACACACACAAGGCCAAGUGUGUGUCGCACGUGCCCGACCUGUCCUGGGAGGACUACGACAGCGACGGGGAUGGCUUCGCCCUGCGGAGUAACCGUAGGAACAAGUCCUACCGCGCCGCUGUCACCAGUCUGAGUGCGGACUUCAUGGCGAUGGAGCGGACUGGACUCAGACCGCUGGGAAAGGAGAGGGAGAGGGCGCCCAGUCCACAGCCUUCGACACGCACCCCUACACGCAAGAGAACCUUUGGGAGGAAGAGGAACCAGAGACACGGGGGAUCCUUUAAAGACAAACCGAGACUCUAUCAGGAGAUCCGGGAGCGAGGUUUGCAGAACACAGAUGAUGACUUCACCCAGGUGGAACCGCCGCCUGAGGACCAGGGCAUCGUGGUGAAGAACUUCCGCCCCGCCCAACUCACCUGGAGUCAGCUGCCUCAGGUGAAGGACACUGGCAUCCUCGAGCUCAUUUCUCCAGAGGAGCGCAAACGCCAAGAGGCCAUCUUUGAGAUCUUGACAUCAGAGUACUCGUACCAGCACAGCCUCAGCAUCCUGGUGCGCUGCUUCAAGGAGAGCCAGGAGCUCCGCAGCACCAUGACAACCACGGAGCAUCAUCACCUCUUCUCCAACAUCUCUGUCAUCCAGACCGUCAACAAGAGGUUCUUUGAGGACCUGGAGAAACGGCACACCAUCCAUCCCGUCAUUCAGGACAUCAGUGACAUCGUCCAGAGCCACGCCACCCAUCACUUUCAGCCCUACAUCGUCUACUGCUCCAAUGAGACCUUUCAGCAGAGAACCCUACAGAAGCUCCUCUUGAGUAACAGUGCGUUUAAGGAGGCCCUGAAGCGUAUUGAGGGCAGCAGUGAGUGUGGAGGCCUCCCCAUGAUCUCCUUCCUCAUCCUCCCCAUGCAGAGAGUCACACGCCUGCCCCUGCUCAUGGACACGAUCUGCCAGAAGACUCCUGCUGAGACGGCGGAGUACUUUGCAGCCUUCUGGGCCUUCAAGGCCAUCAGUAAGCUGGUGAAGAGCUGUAACGAUGGCGCAAGAACGAUGGAGAGAACAGAGGAGAUGUACACCAUCCAGAAACAGAUGGACUUCAGCAAGAUCAAGCCAUUCCCGCUGGUGUCCUCGUCUCGCGGGCUGGUGAAGAGCGGUGAGCUGGCCGUGUGCACGGAGGAACUCAGCCUGUUCUGGAAGCCUUUCAGCCACCGUAGCUACUUCCUGUUCCUCUUCAACGACGUCCUCAUCAUCACCAAGAAGAAGAGUGAAGAGAUGUUUGUGGUGCUGGACUACGCCACACUGGAGCAUGUGUGUGUGGAGGAGGAGUCGGUGGGCGGGGCCAACCCCCUGCAGCUUCGUGUUGUCAUGGACCAGAACAGCGACGGACACAGGGAACAGAUUGGCCUGGUGGCAGAGUCCAAGCUGGAUAAGGCUCGCUGGGUGACUGCUCUCCGAGAGCACCGACGGGCAGAGAGCGACACAAACAGAGAUGGUUGGUGGUCUCAUGUCUAUCAUGUUUCUCUGCUCUAUCAUGGCUGCCCUCAUGAC
This is a messenger RNA of Clupea harengus (Atlantic herring), 3345 nucleotides long. It is a transcript of the gene arhgef16, whose product is annotated as Rho guanine nucleotide exchange factor (GEF) 16. The annotation marks the transcript as partial. Gene Ontology annotation, biological process: activation of GTPase activity. The record is from RefSeq and is a predicted model, not a curated record. Gene Ontology annotation, molecular function: guanyl-nucleotide exchange factor activity; protein binding. The transcript is spliced from 13 exons. Lineage: Eukaryota; Metazoa; Chordata; Actinopteri; Clupeiformes; Clupeidae.